Sorghum bicolor (sorghum) is the source of this 929-nucleotide messenger RNA. RefSeq names its product nitrogen regulatory protein P-II homolog. Gene Ontology annotation, biological process: regulation of nitrogen utilization. Gene Ontology annotation, cellular component: cytosol; chloroplast thylakoid. The coding region runs from base 137 to 748 and encodes 203 amino acids. NCBI's taxonomy places the organism in Eukaryota, Viridiplantae, Streptophyta, Magnoliopsida, Poales, Poaceae. The transcript has 7 exons. Gene Ontology annotation, molecular function: ATP binding; enzyme regulator activity. The record is from RefSeq and is a predicted model, not a curated record.
CUUCCCGCCUUUCUGACCGGCGCUGGGGACUGGGGCAGCGAACAGAGUCAACUGAGCCGCAGCCGCGCUCCAGCACUCCCACCCCAACCAAACCUCGCCGUCGCCGGAGCUGCCACCGCCCACCGAAGACUACAGCAUGUCGCCGGCGACCUCCGCCGCCGCCGUUCCCACACCCGGUGUCCUCAUCCGCCAAUCCACGUCGACGCUGCGGCCCUUGCCCCCUGCCCGCCCUCGCCUCCUCAUCCUCCCCUCGGGGACCGCGAGGCCGCUCCGAGUCGCCACGGCCCCUCGUCGCCUCCCAGUCACCGCCCAGAGCGCCGCCAACCCAGCAGGUUACCUGCCUGAAUCGGAGUUCUACAAGGUCGAGGCCAUCCUCAGGCUGUGGAGAGUGCCGCACGUGUCCUCGGGCUUGUUGGAGAUGGGGAUCAGAGGUGUGACGGUGUCGGACGUCCGGGGAUUUGGGGCGCAGGGAGGGUCAACGGAACGCCAUGGAGGGUCAGAAUUUUCAGAAGACACGUUUAUUGCUAAAGUCAAAAUGGAAAUAGUGGUCUGCAAGGAGCAGGUGGAAGCAGUAAUCGACAAAAUAAUUGAAAAGGCAAGAACCGGAGAAAUUGGCGACGGGAAGAUAUUCUUGAUCCCGGUCUCGGAUGUGGUAAGAAUCCGCACCGGCGAACGUGGGAAGGAGGCUGAGAGGAUGACUGGUGGACUGUCCGAUAGGCUGUUGUCCUCUGUGGUAUCGAUUUCAUGAGCUCAACUGGCUGCCUGUGUCAAGUGCAUUUUCUCCUGCAAUGUCAUUGUAACCUUGCGCAAAAUAAAUUGAAAUGUGAUCCAUGCAAUGCAAGUGCCUCCCUGAACGUGCAUUGUGCACUGGGCUGAUCAAUAAAAUUUGCUGGAGUUGAUGUGAAUUCAGCUUUUGAUGUGUUUGUUUA